AGAAGUAAUUAACAGUUUAUUUUUAACUGAUGGUGAGACGUGCUUGGUAAAUUGUGACGAAAGGGAAAUGAUUGAUUGUGAGAGGUUUGCGCCAAGGGUGAGGCAGACGUUCGUAGCCUUGGGCCCCAUCCUCAUCACCACCUCCUUGGGCAUGACCGAGGGCUUCUCCGCCAUCCUCCUCCCCCAGCUCAACUCCACGUCCCUCCAAAUCGACGAAGAAACCUCCUCUUGGAUCGCCUCCAUGGCCGCCUUGCCCAUGGCCUUGGGCUGCAUCCUGGGGGGCAUCCUCAUGGAGAAGAUCGGUCGGAAGGCCACCCACAUGCUCACUUGCCUCCCCUGCGUUAUCGGCUGGCUCAUCCUCUAUUUCGCCUCCUCGGUGGACAUGAUCCUCGUCGGCCGCUUCCUCACCGGCUUUUGCGUGGGACUCCUGGGGCCCCCGACAGGGGUCUACAUGAGCGAGACUUCCGAGCCCAAAUUCCGGGGCUUCCUCCUGGCUUCCAUCAGUUUUGCCAUCGCUUUGGGCUUGUUUUUGUCACACCUGAUUGGGACUUUUGUCAAUUGGCAGGACACGGCCUUGACGUGUUGUAGUUUCCCGGUCAUUUGUCUCGUUUUUAUGGGCUUUGCCCCCGAAAGCCCCACUUGGUUGGCGAAACGGGGGCGUCUAGAGGAGGCCAAAAGGGCGUUUGUUUGGUGCAGAGGACAAUCGGAGGAGGCGGUGAACGAGUUAGAGGUUUUAAUCAACCGACAGACUAUUUUAAAUCAAGAGGAGACGAAAAGUUUUUGUGAAAUAAUUAAAGACUUGAAGCGACCGGAAUUUAUCAAACCGUUGGUCAUUAUCGUGGUUUUUUUCGUCACGUGUCAAUGGUCAGGUCUUAACGCUAUCACUUUUUACUCAGUCACGAUAAUUCAGCAGACUUUGGGCGGAAACUUUGAUGAGUAUCUGGCAAUGUUGAUUAUUGACUCAAUUAGGGUUUUUAUGUCCGUUCUAGCGUGUGUCCUUUUAAAAAAAUUAGGGCGCCGCCCUUUGGCCAUAAUCAGCGGUGUUGGCACUUUCGUUUCACUUUUCAUUUUAAGUUCGUUCACUUUCGCGGUUAAAUUUUAUCCCGCAAUUUCGGUCUACACUUUCAUUCCCUUGGUCUCAUUGAUAACGUAUGUCAGUUUUAUUACCAUUGGGUUCGUCCCAUUACCAUGGACCAUGAUGGGUGAGGUCUUUCCCCUAGCCAAUCGAGGCAUAGGGAGCGGAAUUUCGGCACUAAUGGCCUACGUUGCGUUUUUUUCGGUGGUUAAAACCACGCCAGCUAUGAUCCAACAUUUUGGGCUUGAGGGCACGUUUUUUAUUUACGGAAUGUUGGCAUUGGUGGGGACCAUUAUUUUGAUUUUGUUUCUACCAGAAACGAAAGACAAGGCUUUGUACCAGAUCGAGGAUAAUUUUAAGCUUGAUUGUAAAUAAAUUAUUGGCGAAAUAAAAUUCAAAAAAA
Tribolium castaneum (red flour beetle) is the source of this 1478-nucleotide messenger RNA. RefSeq names its product sugar transporter 3. Gene Ontology annotation, biological process: transmembrane transport. Gene Ontology annotation, cellular component: membrane. The record is from RefSeq and is a predicted model, not a curated record. Gene Ontology annotation, molecular function: transmembrane transporter activity. The transcript has 2 exons. NCBI's taxonomy places the organism in Eukaryota, Metazoa, Arthropoda, Insecta, Coleoptera, Tenebrionidae. Bases 68 to 1450 code for a protein of 460 amino acids.